UAUUAAAAGUGCGACGAACCGUAAUUCGAAUCUUGUGCAGGUUAAAGUAUCGUAAAGGAAGAUGCAGCUACAUCAAGCGUGUAGAAUUGUUCUAAUAUUGGCAAUAUUAGCAGUUACAUGUGAAUUCUCGUUGGGUAGUAAACAAUGCAAGACGAUCGUGAUGGACAUCCACAUGAAGAGAUGCAGACUCGGUGCUGAGAGAACCAAGAGAGGUCUGGAGAAAUUUGAUCUGCAAAAAUACGAUGAGAAGUACGGGACGAAAAGGCAGGAAGAGUCUGAUUAUUCGAAGAUGAAAGUCGAGUCUCAUACUGUUCCGCAGAAGAGGCAACUGUCACCCAUACAAGUCAGUAGUAUUGCUCUGCCGAUUGUCACAGGGGCUAUUAAUGGCGCCGCCAAAGCACGUUCUUACUCGAUUUCUGGGACAGAAUUUGAUCUCAGCCCGGGCUUAAUGAAUCCUGCUCUCGUUUGGCCAGGAUAUUAUCUCAGAUCUCCUUAUUCGUUCGGUGGGACCUUUUCACCCUUCAGCGCCCCGGCCAACGACGAUCUUGAUCUCUAUCUGAACAACGAAGAACUGGACGAAUUGUACAAUGAUAUCUACGAAAGGCUACCAAGAGCUCCGAAAGAAGAAGCUUGGAAGGUUUUUUUAGAAACAGCAUCGAAGUGCUGUCAAAAUGUCGACAAGUGUCUUAAGGAAACGAUGUACGUACCUUGUCUAGGAAAUAAGAUGUUUUAACAUGUUGACUGCAACGACAGUUACAUAUGAUCGACGUUAUUGAAAUUUUAAUAAGGAAUGGUUCUCCAACCUUUACUUACAUAACAUAAGAAGUUGAUCAAAUUUUGAGAAUAAGCUUAUGAUUAGCAUAUAGUAAGAUUGUUACUUUUGACAACUUCAAAUAUUCAAAGCUUCGAGUUUGAAGUUAAUUUUGAAGUUUCGAAGCUUUAAAUCCUUCCAAAGUUUUGAUUAUUUGAAGUUGUCAAAACCAAAAAUUAUAUCAACAUUGAAAAACUAAUAAGAAGAAAAGUUUAAAAAAUUUAAUUGCAAACACAAGAAUAUAAGAAUUUAAAAAGCUAUGCUUAAAAAUAGUGAAUUUUUUAAAUCUUUUUUUAAUUAAAAAAAAGAAAAUAAUAUUAUUCUUGUGUGAGAGUGUAAAAUGCUUAUAAAUUAUAUUAUUUUCUUUAAAUGACGUGACAUUAGUGAAAAUGUGACAAUGUCGCUUGUUAAUACACUUAAAUCAUAAAUAUUUCUUUUUGAACUUCUAUGUCACUAUUUAUUAAUAUUACAAAAAAAUAUUUUUAAGUAAAUUUUUAUUUUUAUUUUGUUCAUUAUUUAUUAUUAUAAAGAUGUUAAUCCCAAAAGUGUCCGUGUUAAAAAAUAUAUUAUUUUAUUUAAAAAGUCAUAGACUUUUCUUCACUUUUUUAAGUUGGAGUAAAUUGUAGAAAAAAUCUCAUUUAAUAUAAAAAUUAAAAUGACAAUAAUUGGAAUGUAAUUAGCUAGAUAAAAUAAACAUAUAAAAUGGAAAGUGCAGAAUUCAAUAUAUUAUCUAUAGAAUGUAGUCUUAUCUUAGUUACAUUACAUAUUAUUUUAUCAUUAAAUAUGCUUAUUUAAUAAAAAUCCUACUGUGGUAUUCAUGAUAAAAUGUACUAAAAUUGUUUGCCACGCAAACAUAUUAAGAAUUAAAAAUUGCACACAAAAAACCGAUUUUGCUGCAGGAAAAAUUUAGAAAUACAGAGUUAGAUACAAAUAUAAUAAUAAUUUUUUUACGUUUGUUGCAUCAAAUUUAUUUUCAAGUCUAUUUCUUUAAUUUUAUUUAAACUUCAAAUACUUCAGCAAAAUCGUUCAGCAAAUUCUUUCCAUCCAAUUACUUCAAGUUAAUUGAAGUUUCUUGAAGAAGAGCACACACACAUAUAUACAUAUAUGUAUAUAUACAAAGAUAAUAAAUAUAAUAUAAAAUUUAUUAUCUUAUUUCUUAGUCAAGUUUUUGUUUUUAUACAAAAUCGGGCGAAAUAAAUGAAACAUCAUUCAGUA
Molecule: messenger RNA, 2026 nt
Organism: Monomorium pharaonis (pharaoh ant)
Lineage: Eukaryota; Metazoa; Arthropoda; Insecta; Hymenoptera; Formicidae
Exons: 3
Coding region: 62-733 (223 amino acids)
Source: RefSeq, a predicted model, not a curated record